UCCAGAACAUGACGGCAUGCUUUGGAGCAGUUAUAAUAGGUCAUAUUUCAUUGACUAUUAACCACUUGCCUCUAGUGCAAGAGCACUGGGAGCGCUGUCAGUAGAGCCAACCUAACCCAUCCUCUUCAGCCUCUUCCAGACCAAGAACACAUGUAUUGAUUGUACGGCCGUGACCGCACGUGUGCCGCGACUGAGAGGUUACUGUACAGAGAGCUGCUGCCUAAAGAGUGAACGGUUACUGACCUAAGAGCAAGAGAUAUCCAGAGACUUUGCCAGCGGAGCCAUGCGUCGAGUUUCUAUGUUGUUGGUGAUCUCGUUUCUGGCAGCCGUGGUCUGGGCGGCGGAUUAUGCAGACGACAACCAGCACCCCUGUGCGCGCGAGUGUAAACAUGGCGACACUCCGAUGAUCUGCGAGUACGACUUCACUGUGGAAUGGUAUUACGUCCUCAGUAAGGCGUGUCAAGACUGUCCCCUAAACCAGACCGAUUGCGACAGUCCAGAAUGCAUUGCGGCAGACGGCGUCCAGAGGGCAAUUACGGUGGUGAAUAGACGGAUGCCGGGACCUGGAAUUUUUGUAUGUCACAAUGACACUAUAUCGGUAACAGUGCGUAACAAACUUAUGACGUCAGAUGUCGUCACAAUCCACUGGCAUGGAAUAUCUCAGCGGGGAACGCAGUAUAUGGACGGGGUACCUAUGGUAACUCAGUGCCCAAUACAUUCCUACAGCUCAUUCAGAUAUAACUUCAAAGCUGAGGAGGCGGGAUCCCAUUUUUGGCACGCGCACUCCGGUUUCCAGAGAGCCGAUGGUGUCGUUGGUCCACUAGUGGUCAGGCAGCCUCGGUCUGAGGACCCUCACAGCAACCUGUAUGACCUUGACCUCACAGAGCAUUACAUCACUGUGACAGAGUGGUUGGGAGAGCUGACCAUUAAUAAGUUUGAGAGACACCAUCACAAGCACGGGGACACCAUGCCGCAGUCUAUGUUGAUCAAUGGUAAGGGAGCAUUCAAAGGCUAUCACAACCACGUCACAAACGAACACGUGUUCACGCCAUACGCUUACUUCCACGUCACACCCGGCAAAAGACAUCGCUUCCGUAUGACCAGUAACGGGAUAGUAGACUGUCCGAUACAAUUUUCCAUCGAUGGCCAUAACUUGACCAUUAUAGCCACUGACGGCUACCCGGUGGUCCCCCACGUUGUGGAAUCACUGGUCAUCAUCUCUGGGGAACGUUAUGAUUUUGUCCUUCACGCCGGGAAAGAUGCCAGCGCAGGGAACUUUUGGAUACGCACGGCAGGGUUGACGAACUGCGCAGGGAAGAAGGCGCGUCAGUUAGCGGUGUUGAGGUACCACGGCGCACCUGAAGAGCUGCCGAGGGGACCAACAGAUUAUGAUAGUAUGCUGCGAGGGGGAAAGCAACUUAAUCCACCCGAUGGUAACGUAGAAGAUGACAAAGAGAGGCUAUCUUCGGUAGCACAACUACACAGCGUCGUGCCCGACGACGCCACGUCACAAAAAGAUGCUGACGUCACAUUUUACCUCGUGAUGGACUAUAACAGUAUGCAUAGCAUGAAACAUGGCGGUCAUGACUCGGAUAAGGAUGAGGGUAACCAGAUGGAUCAGUCAAACCAUAACAUGAAUAAUGAUGGUCAACAAAUGGACCACAGUAAACACCAAAUUACCAAUGGUCAGUCAAUGGAAAGUGGACAUCAGUCGAGUGCCAUGGGUGAUAUGAAAGCAUCGCAAACCAAUGAUACGGUUACUCAUGGAGGGAAUCAGUCAAUGGCACAAGGGACUACCAUGACCAACCCACGCGUGGUAGGAGAGAGAAAAAAGAGGAAUGCCGAGGGCCAUACUGCUUAUAACUCGCAAAAUAAUAAUGGAGAAAGCCAACCAAAUAACACCAGUGUGUCUCCUCCUAUGAUUCCACAAGAUAAAAACAAAACCUCCAGUGCCCAACAUAUGGGCAGUGAUCAGGACAUGUCCGGCAACGAAAAUGACCAUAACAUGAGAACGAGGACACCGAGCGGUCAUCAUGGUAUGGCGGCUGUAAAUGGUGGUCAUAGUGACCAACAACCGACGGAUUCCCGACACAGUGGACACGUGAUGACCGCAGGUGGCGGUACAAUGGCGCACUCUUCCACGGAGAAAGGUAGGAUGGCUAAUGCAAGCACGGAUCAUUCAAGCAUGAACCAUUCUGCCAUGGGUAAUUCUGGCAUGGACCAUUCUAGCAUGGACCAUUCUACCAUGGGUAAUUCUAGCAUGGACCAUUCUGCCAUGGGUAAUUCUGGCAUGGACCAUUCUAGCAUGGACCAUUCUACCAUGGGAAAUUCUGGCGUGGGCAAUUCUGGCAUGGACCACUCUAACAUAGGUCACUCUAACAUGGGUAAUUCAGCCAUGGACGAUUCUGGCAUGGACCAUUCUAACAUGGUUCACUCUAACAUGAGUAAUUCUGGCAUGGGUCACCACGAAAUGGACUCCAGUGCUCAUCACAUUCAUAGUCCGCAAAUCAACCAAAUUACGAUGACUUUCCCGCCAAAACCUCUGCUAUCCCAGUUUAAUGAAAUACCAGAGGGGCAGUUCUGCAACCACACAACACACACGAACUGUAUGCACGGCGCGUGUGAGUGUACGUACCUGCUGGAGGUCGAGUACGGCCAGGUGGUGGAGCUCGUGAUGGUUGACCUCAUGGGCACCAAGGACUCUCACCACCCGAUGCAUCUACAUGGACAGCCAUUCAGGGUGAUGGCUAUGCACAAAAUUGAUGGACCUUUCACAACAGACGAUGUCAAACAAAUGGACAGGAAAGGUUUGAUAAAGCGAAAGCUUAAGGGAGCGGCGCUUAAAGACACUGUGGCAGUUCCAAAUGGGGGAUUUACAAUUGUCCGUUUUCAUGCCACGAAUCCAGGUUUUUGGUUGUUUCAUUGUCACAUACUAAUUCACUCAGAAAGCGGCAUGGCUCUUGUUAUCAAAGUCGGUGACCCAAAGAAAGACUUUCCACCAAUUCCACGCAAUUUCCCGCGAUGUGGAACAUGGAAUUUCGAGAACGAGGAAGAGCAGACGACGAGUGCCAAGUGCCCGGAUGAAUCCGCCAGUGUUAAAAAAAUCCGUGCAUCAGAUGGAACCAGGCUAAACAGCAUGUCUACACUGAUUAAUUUCGCAAUUCUUUGGUUACUAGUUCCCUUUAUUAUUGUUUAACGUUAUCUGUAUAUUUCAUUUUAAUUUCGGAUGGUUGUGUCACAAAACGCACAAUCGUAGUGAAAAAUAUUUUUUUGUUAUUGGGAAGCCUUCAUUCUUUUUUGUUAGUUCAGAUUAUGUGAUUCAAAACUGCUCUGAGCAUGGUGUACUAUUUUUUAGUUUCUUUUUUAAGUAAAAAUGAAUGAAUAAUUAUGACAGUGAAAGGUGACGCAUUGCUUCGUUUGUUGACUCUGACACAAUGACCCCAUUCCCAGAGAUUAGAUCGAUCCAAACUAGAUCGACCUAACUCCCUGGGGUUUCACGCUAAAUAGCUG
Molecule: messenger RNA, 3510 nt
Organism: Lingula anatina
Lineage: Eukaryota; Metazoa; Brachiopoda; Lingulata; Lingulida; Lingulidae
Product: multicopper oxidase 3
Biological process (GO): iron ion transport
Cellular component (GO): plasma membrane
Molecular function (GO): copper ion binding; oxidoreductase activity
Source: RefSeq, a predicted model, not a curated record